Molecule: messenger RNA, 2259 nt
Organism: Adineta ricciae
Lineage: Eukaryota; Metazoa; Rotifera; Eurotatoria; Adinetida; Adinetidae
Source: the annotation of a GenBank genome assembly
AUGACCAAAGACAGUGAGUCGAAGAAUAAUAGUGCAAGUCGUACGCAAUAUGAUGGAUCAACAAUAAUGUUGCUGGCAUUAAUGAACAAUACAGAUUGGCGUCGUCGACCAUUGACAAUCGAAUCAAUGAUCUUCGAUCGCUAUAAAAAACAACGUCACACAUUUAUGUCGGAGCGACAUGCGAUCACUUCAGGAUCUGAUCCUAACCUUAAUACUGACUUCCUCAAUGCAUUGAAUGAUAGAAAUACGACUCAAACAUAUUUUGGUGCACAGAGUCUUAAUUUGAACGAUAAAAUACGUACACGAGUAGUCUAUUUCAUCCUAGAUGGCCUUCGUUUCGAUGCAAUUCAGACGAAUCCAUCAUUGAAGGCAUUGUUAACAUCGACAUGGUUCGCAUCAGAUUCUCUGUUAUUGAAAAUGUCCACUCAAUUCCCAACUGUAUCCGUUCCGAAUUGGCAGAGUCUCAUCACUGGUGCUAGGCCAUCAUUGCAUGGUCGUGUAGGCAAUGAUGAUUUAACACCGUAUACGUUCGACUCCAUCUUUACUUCGGUGAUGAGUGUCGGAAUGAAAAACGGACUUAGUGGUGAUGGAUGGUGGUCUAUUCUACUCAAUGGUCAUCUGACUCCAUUUUAUGGAGAUGGUACUAGUCCUACAUUGACGCACAAUUUUGGCGAUGCAUUCUAUACGCACGGUCACAGUGAUCGUAACAAGGACAUUGCUUACAAUCAACGAUUCCAUGCUGCAAUUAAUAGUCAAACUGUGGUACGUCGAUCGAAUGGAUCGAUGGAUAUCAUUCAAUUCGAUUAUGAUUUGUUCCUAUCUUAUUACGGUGAUAUUGAUGGGGAAUCUCAUUCAUUUGGGCCUCAAUCAUCGCAGACACAAUCAGCUAUUGACGAUAAGGUGAUGUUCGUUCGCGAAGGUAUCAAUGCCAUCACUACACUAGACGCAAUGACACAGACUCGCACCGUAUUUAUCAUCACAAGUGAUCAUGGACAUGUCAAUGCUGGUGGACAUGGUGGUGAUGCACAUGUGUUGAUGACUGUUCCUCUCAUCGUCUAUGUAAAAGAUUCUCAAUUGGCUUCUGCAAAGAAUUUGUUGCCUGUUUAUUCCACGUUUGACACAGUCGACAUAGCCACAACCAUUGCUGGUCUUCUAGGUGCACCAGUACCACGUCAGAGUGAAGGAACUUUCAUUUCUCCUCUCAUUUCUGCUCUUGUCCCUGCAUCGAAAUGGCACCAUCUAUAUUUUGAUUUGUUCAAGCAGAAACAAUCGUUGGUAAAAGCUCUGCUGAAGCAGUGGAAUCAAUCAUCAUUAGAGUCGCAGUACCAUUCACUACUUGCCGACGCGAUGGAAAAGAAUAUCAAUAUUACCGUACUCAACAAUAAUAUUAACGCACUCUCCACGCUCAUUGAAGUCUCCAAAACGCAUCGCAUUACGCAUAUCAUGAUGAGAAAUUUUCUCUUCGGUUUGGUCAUUGGCAUCUUUGGCAUUCUAGCAUUAUGCAUCGUUUUCCACCGAUCCACUUUUCUUAAUUUUUAUGCGCUAUUACCAUUGAGAGGGCUCUUACUGAAUCGCCGUUUCACAAAAAACAUGGCCGAAGACAAAUCUGUAUCUACCUACGUUCAACGUGUACAUCGAACGUUUUUCAUAUUUGCUUUGGUGAUCAUCGGCUUAUGGUGGUUGUUGAUGAUGAUCUUACUAUUAGUCAUCUUCGCCAAUAUAUACCGUCCUACGGAUGAAUGGCGAUGGCAGCUCACGCUCUUCAAUUCAGCGCACGACGCUUACGUUCUCAUAGUUGGCAUUUGUGUUUUCGGCUCAUUUCUCGUCACUGUGCUUAUCGCUUUGACAGUAUGGCUUGUGUUUAGCCUGAAAAACAUGACAAUCUGGUUGUCUUCUAAACAAGUUACGAAGUCUUUAGUGCUGUCUCCAACAGCAUCUUUGUAUUACCUCAGUCUCUACGUGACUUUCUUGUUUACUAUGAAUGCGAUUCUCUUUCACUUGAGUCAAAGCUUUCAUUGUCUCUGGUUGCCAUUUAUUCGCCGUGUCACAAUUAUCACUCCCAUGACAUUGAACUUGCGAUUCCAAGCGUUGACGAUAUCUUUCAUGAUGAUGCCACCUAUGUUAUCACUCAUGGCUAUUAAUAUACUCAUACGAAAUCAUCUAUUUCGACAGUUUCCCAUUCCACAGUUUCAUGAACACAAAGAGUGUCAAACGACGCGUUUUCAUAUUCUAGCCAAUCAAUGCGAACACGAUGAAUGA